Messenger RNA from Brassica rapa (field mustard), 2408 nucleotides. RefSeq names its product phosphoribosylaminoimidazole carboxylase, chloroplastic. NCBI's taxonomy places the organism in Eukaryota, Viridiplantae, Streptophyta, Magnoliopsida, Brassicales, Brassicaceae. Gene Ontology annotation, molecular function: ATP binding; phosphoribosylaminoimidazole carboxylase activity; metal ion binding. Gene Ontology annotation, cellular component: chloroplast. The record is from RefSeq and is a predicted model, not a curated record. Gene Ontology annotation, biological process: 'de novo' IMP biosynthetic process.
ACCGAAUGGUAAACCCACUCUUUCCCAAAACCCUUCUUCUUCUCUCUCUCCUCGCCUACUCUGCUCCGUCUCUAGUUUCUCUGAACUUUGUUGUUAUCUUCUGCUUUAGAACCUGAGUUUCAAUCCUCGCAUCCUCUGAUUGCGUGGGUUUUGUUUGAAAUUUGAUUUCUUUUUGGUUCCAAGUGUUAAAAAUCGAAUCUUUGCAGCUGACUUCUCGAAUUGUCGUCUCUCCUUGUCAAGCAGCUUCUUCCACAGCUCCAAACCAGAUGUUGCUUUUGAGACAGAGCUCAGCUGCUGUUCUUGUCUCUGGGAAUCCAACUCCUGUCCUCUACACUUCUCGCUUUACUUCCAGAGUUGGGUGUAUUCCAGUGAGCAAAACGUUCUCCUCCCAGAGUUUCACCAUGGCAAAUCUUCACAAGCGUCUUACUUCUUCACCUGAGAAGCUGAAUCCUGUGUUGUCCUGUAGCUCUCACGAGGCUUCUCCUAUAAGUGAGAAUAAAGAAGCUGACCAUGUCCAUGGAGUUUCUGAGAUAAUUGUGGGAGUAUUGGGAGGUGGACAACUGGGUCGUAUGCUAUGCCAAGCUGCUUCUCAAAUGGCUAUCAAGGUUAUGAUUCUAGAUCCGUCAAAGAACUGUUCAGCAAGUUCAUUGUCCUACGGCCACAUGGUUGAUAGCUUUGACGACAGUGCUACAGUUGAAGCAUUUGCUAAAAGAUGUGGAGUCUUGACCGUUGAAAUUGAACAUGUUGACGUGGAAACGUUAGAGAAGCUUGAGAAACAAGGAGUAGAUUGCCAACCAAAAGCCUCUACCAUCAGAAUAAUACAGGAUAAGUACAUGCAGAAAGUUCAUUUCUCUCAGCAUGGCAUCCCACUUCCAGAGUUUAUGGAGAUAAGCGAUAUUGAAGGAGCGGAAAGAGCAGGUGAACUUUUCGGAUACCCUCUUAUGAUCAAGAGCAAGCGGUUAGCUUAUGAUGGACGCGGAAACGCAGUUGCCAAUAGCCAAGAUGGGCUUUCUUCUGCUGUAACGGCUCUUGGAGGUUUUGGUCGUGGUUUGUACGUCGAGAAAUGGGCACCGUUUGUCAAGGAGUUGGCUGUUAUUGUGGCUAGAGGAAAAGAUGGUUCCAUGGUUUGUUAUCCAGUUGUUGAAACUGUUCACAGGGACAACAUAUGCCAUAUAGUCAAAGCACCAGCAGAUGUGCCUUGGAAGAUCAACAAACUUGCCACUGAUGUUGCCCAAAAAGCUGUUGGUUCAUUAGAAGGCGCUGGGGUUUUCGCAGUCGAGCUGUUCUUGACAGAGGAUGGUCAGAUCUUGCUAAACGAAGUUGCACCUAGACCACACAACAGUGGCCAUCAAACGAUCGAGGCAUGUUAUACUUCACAGUUUGAACAACACUUGCGGGCUGUGGUUGGUCUUCCACUAGGUGAUCCGUCGAUGAGAACUCCUGCCUCCCUUAUGUACAAUAUUCUGGGCGAAGAUGAUGGAGAAGCUGGUUUCAGAUUGGCUCAUCGGCUUAUUGCGAGAGCUCUGAGUGUUCCAGGUGCAUCUGUGCAUUGGUAUGACAAGCCAGAAAUGAGAAAACAAAGGAAGAUGGGACACAUCACUCUCGUUGGGCAGUCUAUGGGUGUUCUGGAAAGAAGGUUGCAGUGUAUAUUAAGUGGACAAAGCGAUCAAGUACAUGAGACACCUCGUGUGGGUAUCAUCAUGGGUUCAGACUCGGAUCUUCCUGUUAUGAAGGAUGCUGCAAAAAUUCUUGACAUGUUUGGUGUUACAUAUGAGGUGAAGAUAGUUUCAGCUCAUCGCACACCAGAGAUAAUGUUUUCAUAUGCAACCUCAGCGCAUAGUAGAGGCGUCCAAGUGAUAAUUGCAGGUGCUGGUGGUGCUGCUCACUUACCAGGUAUGGUGGCUUCACUCACUCCUUUGCCUGUGAUUGGUGUCCCUGUGCGUGCUACCCGUUUGGAUGGAGUUGAUUCACUUCUCUCCAUCGUUCAGAUGCCUAGGGGUGUUCCUGUGGCGACAGUUGCAAUAAACAACUCCACCAACGCAGCCUUGCUUGCUAUCCGGAUGCUGGGGAUCUCUGAUACUGAUCUCGUCUCAAGGAUGCGUCAGUACCAGGAAGACAUGAGAGAAGAGAACAUGGUUAAAGGAGAGAAACUUGAGCGACAAGGCUGGGAAUCUUAUUUGAACCAGUAAAUAAUAUUACUGGUCAGAAGAUCUUGUUGAGGGAUCAGAGAGUUAGCAUCGGUUCUUGAGUUGUUGUCAUUGGUAUUUGGUGGUUCCCUAUUGAACCGGUUCUUGUUGUUGUCAUUGGUAUUUGGUGGUUCUUGAGCCGUCAUAGGCCACAUUCAACUGUAGAUUCGAUAUUUUUAUUACUAACACAAGUGACUUUAGCAAUAAAAAACAUCCAUAACA